CCGACUUUCUAAGCCGUUGACACCGUUACGUCGGUAUCCAGUUCGGGAGAACGCUGUCCCCACUGGCCGAGCUGUCAGCUAUGUAAUCGAAGAGCAUUCUGCUUAAAUAGUGCUUAUUCUGCCCCUCGUGAACCAAGAUCCUACUGAUUUACUUCAUCAUACCACUCUAUAUUCAACAGUAAACAUGAACUUCUUCAAAAGAGUGCGACAUCCAGUCCAGGACUUGCGGCGACGCAGUUCUGUGGUUGUUGCGGCACAUGAAGGUUAUGAUACUAGGCCUCUGCCACGUUUGACAUGGCUGGGUGUAGGCAUGGGUAUUCUUGUUUCCAUGGGCGGAUUCAUCUUUGGUUAUGAUACAGGUCAGAUCUCAGGUUUCCUUGAGAUGACAGACUUCCUACGUCGAUUCGGCCAACGGCAUGCUGAUGGGACCUACUACUUCUCCAACGUCAGAGCCGGCCUAAUCGUUGCAAUGCUGUCUAUUGGUACACUCAUUGGUGCCCUUCUCGCAGCUCCUGUAGCAGACCGUGUGGGUCGAAAACCUAGCAUGACGUUCUGGUGUAUAAUUUUCUCCGUUGGAAUGAUCGUACAAAUCUCCGCAACGAAUAAAUGGUACCAGGUCAUGCUGGGUCGGCUAGUUGCCGGAUUCGGCGUUGGUGCUUUGUCUCUUGUUGUUCCCAUGUACCAAGCAGAGACGGCACCUCGCCAUAUUCGUGGAGCCUUGAUAUCUACGUACCAGCUCAUGAUUACCUUCGGUAUCUUCCUUGCCGCUGUUUUCAAUUAUGCAGCUGAGCGACACCAAGAUGGAAAGGCUGCGAGCUGGCAGAUCACAAUGGGACUGAGCUUUGUCUUUGCCGCCAUCCUGGGUGUUGGUAUUCUUUUCUUCAAUGAGACCCCCCGAUACGACGCUCGCCAUGGCCGGAUAGUCAGAGCUAAAAAGACAAUGAUGAAGGUUUAUGGAGUGCCCGAAAACCACUACAGCAUCUAUCACGAGAUGGCCGAGAUCGAGCGAAAGUUAGCGGAGGAGGAUAGACAAGGAAGCGCGAUCCGAGAAUGGCUAGGCAUGUGGAAGGCACCUAAGAUGGCAUAUAGAUUGUUUCUAGGCAUGGGACUGCAGAUGUUUCAGCAGCUUACUGGAGCAAACUACUUCUUCUACUAUGGAACCACUAUCUUUGUGGGAACUGGUAUCCGCAACUCGUUUGUCACACAAAUGAUUCUUAACGGUAUCAACUUUGGCGUCACAUUCUAUGGCCUGUAUAUCGUCGAGCACUACGGCCGUCGCAAGUCUCUCAUCGCCGGCUCCAUCUGGAUGUUCAUCUGCUUCAUGAUCUUCGCCUCAGUCGGACACUUCGUCCUUGACCGCUCAGAUCCCUCGCGCACGCCCAAGGCCUCCAUCGCUAUGAUCUGCUUCGCCUGCUUCUUCAUCUUCGGCUUCGCAACAACAUGGGGACCUAUGAUAUGGGCCAUCUGUGGAGAGCUCUACCCAUCCCGCUACCGUGCUAAGGCCAUGGCACUCAGCACCGCAUCGAACUGGCUUUGGAACUUCUUGCUCGCGUUCUUCACUCCGUUCAUUACUGGCGCUAUUGACUUCAGGUAUGGGUACGUAUUUGCUGGGUGUAACAUCCUUGCCGGCAUUGGUGUCUAUCUCUUCGUCAUCGAAGGUCAGGGACGUACGUUAGAGGAGAUCGAUACGAUGUACAUUAUGGGUGUCAAGCCUUGGGAAAGUUCCAAAUGGCAAUUCCCUGAAGAGGAGCGCAUUGCGAGGAAAGAAGACCAGGCAUGAGUGAUGCUCUGACCUGGUAUGAUCACGCGGUAAUGAGAUGUUUUGGGAGGUGGCUGAUAAAUUGAGGGUUUUCUUUUUGGCGAUCGAUCAAGUCUCAUAGGCGGCUGGUGUCUAGGGUGUUAGGUGCUUCAACGGAUCACACUCUUGUAUAUAAUGCUAAUGAAGUAAAUGGAGCAAGUAAACUAAAGACCAAUUGCUCUUGAU
Molecule: messenger RNA, 1984 nt
Organism: Aaosphaeria arxii CBS 175.79
Lineage: Eukaryota; Fungi; Ascomycota; Dothideomycetes; Pleosporales
Product: MFS monosaccharide transporter-like protein
Exons: 5
Coding region: 185-1780 (531 amino acids)
Biological process (GO): carbohydrate transport; transmembrane transport
Cellular component (GO): plasma membrane
Molecular function (GO): carbohydrate:proton symporter activity
Source: RefSeq, a predicted model, not a curated record